Acanthosepion pharaonis is the source of this 651-nucleotide messenger RNA. Lineage: Eukaryota; Metazoa; Mollusca; Cephalopoda; Sepiida; Sepiidae. The record is from the annotation of a GenBank genome assembly.
AUGCAGAAUAUCUAUAUGAGAGAAUUCUUUGAGAAGAAGAAGAAGAAAUACAGGAAUGUAUCCUCUCUCUUUUAUCUUCUUUGGUUUUUAUUUCUUCAUUUUUCUUUAGUGUCUUUCUUUUCUCUUCUUUCAACACUUUUUCUUUUUUCCCACUUUUCUUCUCAUUCUUCUACCUCUCUUUUUCCUUUGCCAGAUCUUUCUCUCUUCUACUUUCUCCUCUUUUCAAUUUUCUCUCUUCUUUCUGAUCUUUCUCUCCUUCCCUCUCCAAUCUUUUCAUUAAUUUUUCUCUCCCCUUUCUCAGCUUUCUCUCCUCACUCUGAUAUUUAUAUCUCUCUUUUAUGUGUCUCAGAUUUUUCUUUUAGUUUCUUUUCUUCUCUCUCUUUUCUCCACUUUCUUUCUUUCUUUCUCUCCAAUCUCUCUUCUACUCUCUCCCCUCUUCAUGAGUUCUUUCUGUCCUCCUCUCACUCUCUCAGAACUUUGAAUUCCCUGUUUCUCCUCUUUUCACACUUUAUCUCUAUUUUCUCCACUUUCUCUAAUUUGUAUAUCUCUCUCAGAUCUUCUUUCUCUCUCUCUCUCUCUCUCCUGCUGCAGAUCAUUUUCUUCUUUCUCCCCAAUAUUUUUCUCCUCUUUCACCAAUGUUUUGUCUUUUGA